Molecule: messenger RNA, 216 nt
Organism: Penicillium chermesinum
Lineage: Eukaryota; Fungi; Ascomycota; Eurotiomycetes; Eurotiales; Aspergillaceae
Exons: 1
Coding region: 1-216 (71 amino acids)
Source: RefSeq, a predicted model, not a curated record
AUGAGAGAUAACCAAAAUGAAAAAGCGGGUACUUUUCCUCCUAGUCGUCCAAACUCCAUCUCUAACCUCGUGUGCGUAUCCACCGCCGCAGCUCCGAAGUCACGGCAAACACGAAGUCCUUGGAUCGUCCGCCCUUCGGACCCAUUCCACUUUCAGACCCUCGUUCCCGCGAACAGCAUUAUCAAGAAGUUCAUACCGCGUAUCCAGGUGGCGUGA